AUUCCAUAAGAAAGUGACGUUUCUGCCAUGCUGGCACCUCGAGAUCUCGGCCAUCCAAUUUACGGGAUGAUCCAACGGCUUAGAUUGAGACAUUCCGUUCAUUUGAAGAUCUGAACCGUCUCUUACCUCCCUCCUCCUUUUUUCUUUUUUUCUUUUUAGGCAAAAAAAAGAAAAUAAAAAAAAUUGUAGGAGGGGAGGAGGAGACGACGAGACGAGAUUACUGAAAUAUAUUCAUUCAUACAGAAGAAAAGAAAGCAUCAAAAGCUGUGGAGGAGUGAAAGUUUUUUUCUCAGUUGAUGGGAGCUUAUUUCUUGUAAGCUUGCAUGAAUGGAUAAGACCAGAGAAGCUCGAAGACCAAGAUCAUCCAUGGCGGCUUCUAAUGGAGUAACAAGACGGAGACAGAGAUUCUCAGAGAAUAGUCGUGAGCAGAUGCAUCCGGGGAAGAAAGAGCGAGACCCGGAAUCGUUGGAUCGGAGUAAGAGGAGACGAAGCGAGAGGUUCGCAACACGGAACGAGAGAGAUGUUGAAGAAGAUAGCUCGGAUGAGAGUCUGGGAGACGACGAUGUGCAUCACAGGAAGAGCUUCCCGUCGGGUCGUAUCCCCAGGCAUGCGUCGUCUUUGAAAGUCGCCGAUGGAAUGAUCGGCGUACCUGUCCCGAGAAAAGCUCGCUCAGCAUGUGUAAAGAGGUCGCAUGACUGCCGGACUUCAUCGGGAAGCGGUGGCGGAGGAUUCGGAGAAGACCGGCGAAGACCUUCAACUUCUCAGGGGAACUAUAGCUUCGAAGUUGUUUCACCGUCUUCUUCAACUGUUUCCGUCAAGCAGAAGAAGAUUGUAAACGGAUCCAAAUCCCGGAUACCCAAGCCGCCUAAAUCAUCCGGCACGGUUGAGGACGACCUGGAGAUCGAAAUAGCAGAGGUUCUUUCGGGGUUGAAGAAGCAGCCUCAUAGCUCUAAGAGACCAGACGAUUCGGAGGUCAAAGGUGCCAAGAAGUUCAAAACGGAAGGUGAUGAUUCCUCGUCAGGUGUAGAUAUUAUUGCCAGUAAAGCUCGAUUCUGUGGCUCUUCCAACUUUGAUAAAUCGACCAACGGAACUAAGACAUCGUCUCCGGUCUCCGAUACUCACAAGGAGAAACAAACACCGACCAUAUUGGAUUCCAAGGUCUCAAAAGGGGUUUCAGAGGGUCCACAAUUGGAAAACAACAACAAAGAUGAGAGUCACUUUAGUACUAGUAUGCGCCAUAUUGAUCUCAUGGUUCCUCCAACAAUGCCCUCCUCGCCAGAUACUGUUUCUCCUCUUCCAUUCGUUUCUGAUUAUUGCAAGCGGGAUAGUUCUGUAAAGAGCAAAGAAAAGAUUAUUCUCAAGAAUGAGAUGACUCCAGAUCAAGUCCAACAGCAUAAGAUUGAGAAACACCAAUGGCUGAAUCUUGAUUUAGAGAGACCUAACCAAGAGACCGGCAGAGAUUCUAACCUGAGAUUACAGAAUUUUGAUUGGAGCCAACCUCCGCAGGCUAUAUCUGCUCAGCAGAGUCCGGUCUUACCUUUUCCGGUACCUGUAGGCAGCUGGCCUAGCGGGCUUCCUCCUCAGGCAUAUGUACCCCUGAUCCAGACCGGUAAGCCUGUGGAUGGGAGCAAUGGAUCUUCUACAUUAGUGCAGGGUGCUCCUUUUUCUGCCUCUCAGCCUAGGCCUAAAAAGUGUGCCACACACUUUUUCAUUGCCCGGAAUAUUCAGCUACAUCAGCAUUUCGUCAAAACAAACCAUGUAUCUACGCCAAAUAAAUGUACUGUAUAUCUUAGUGGUGGUGACUUGAGGCCAGCUGCUGGAAGCCCAUCCUUGCAAGGAAGCUCUCCGAUUAUCAGUUUAAACUCCCAGGCACAUGAUGGAAUCGCAGAUAAUAGUUCUACGCCCAAGGAGAAAACCUCUGAAAGAGUUUAUUAUGCCUCAACCAGACAAAAGAAGCCUCAACCAUCCCCUGCACCAAGUAAUAUAGUGCCUGCUCCAGCUUUCAACUUCCCAACAAAUCAUCAUAUGCAACCAGUCAUGGUAUCUUCUAAAUUACCUGGCCCAUCAAAGAGCCCACGUGUGGCAGUUGGUUCAACAUCCGUCAACUUCAGUCAUCAAAGUUCCUCAGCUAGCGAAACUUAUUCUCCAUACUUAACAGUUCUUCCAAACAAUGCGUAUUCUUUUCAAUUGUCAUCACCCAUCAGAGGUGGGACUACAAGCCAAGCGUUACCUUACUUCAAUGGGUCCUUUUAUUCGCAACAGAUGUUCCAACAACCUCCUCAGCUUAUGCAGAGACAGAGUCCAGCCCAGAGGGAGUCAAAAGCAUCACACUGUUCCUCGUCAUCCCACAGGCAACCGCAACCGCUAGUUAGUGUGAAUAGUCUUUCAGGCCAAGCUAAGGUUCAGCAACACCGUCAACAGUCACAAAAGUCUGAAGUUAAAUCAGCUGGAGAUAGCUCUGAUUUAAGGGGUAGCCACAAUCUGAAAGGAGGCCCAAAUGGUCAGAUCAUGACAGGCCCUGGUCAGCCACAAAAGUUUUCCAUGUCGUUUGCGUCUUUUGCAACCGGUGCUACCCCUGCAAAUCUGAAUUUCUCAUCCAAUGGCUACCACAUAAUCUCUACACCUUCUGGUGCUCACCAGAAAAACCAUCAAGCAAGUGACUCAAAGAUUGGAGGUGUAAGCUGUUUAAGCAAUGCCGAAGACCUGAAAAAGACUCUUCCUGGGAAGGUUCCAGCGAUGAUGAAUGGACAGACGCUGGUUUUUGACAAUCCAUCGAGAACCCUCAACUUUGUUUCUGGUACUUGGCCUCCUACUUCAGCAAGGACAAUAAAUGGGGACCCUUCAGUGUUUACCCAGCAUCAUUCGCAGAGGCAGCAGCAAUCUGGUCGGAGUAAAAUGAUGAGUCAUUCGCAGGCUGACUCUGUUUCUGCCACGUCAUCCCAGUGGAAAAACCCAGCAACCUCAUCACUCACGUCGUGUAAUCUCAAGCAGUUCCAGUCUCAGCAGCAGAUAAAAACACAUGGACAGACUCAGAUUUCUUUUGCUGCACCAUUAAAGUCGCAAUAUUCUCAGGAGCAACAUGGGAGAUCUGGUAGUUCUUCUUCAGUCACCGGGUCUGCUUCGCAUGGCAAAGCAGGAAACCCUAAGGUCAGCAAUAGCAAACUCUUGCCAUUAUCACCUGUUCCUUCUUCUCCUGCACACGCACAGGAACAGACGGAUAAUUCAGCUUCCGGGUCGACCAAGAAUACUUCUCCCGUAUGUGGAAGGACCGUGCCACCAGUUAUAACUUCAUGCCCGGGUCAUAUAUCUGAGCUCAAGUACUAGUAGUUUUCAUCGAAGCAGACGUAUAAAGCCACAAUUUUUGCAGUGUCUAGCUUCGAAUUUAGGCUAUUCCCAGAUGAGGUGAUACCUUAAUGGUUAGUAAAAGCACCGCUUCUCCAGGGAGUGAAAGCUUUUGGGUCAGUAUCUAAUUUGUUAAAUGUUUUAUGGGGUUUAAAUUAUGUCAGUAGACUCUUAGUGUAGAUAUUUAGACUAACAAAAAACCAUUCCCCAUUUUAAUUUAUUUCAAAUACAUUCCUCAA
Capsella rubella is the source of this 3581-nucleotide messenger RNA. RefSeq names its product protein TIME FOR COFFEE. The record is from RefSeq and is a predicted model, not a curated record. The transcript has 12 exons. Gene Ontology annotation, cellular component: nucleus. Gene Ontology annotation, biological process: regulation of circadian rhythm. Bases 328 to 3324 code for a protein of 998 amino acids. Lineage: Eukaryota; Viridiplantae; Streptophyta; Magnoliopsida; Brassicales; Brassicaceae.